This is a messenger RNA of Athalia rosae (coleseed sawfly), 2122 nucleotides long. It is a transcript of the gene Galk, whose product is annotated as N-acetylgalactosamine kinase. Gene Ontology annotation, biological process: galactose metabolic process; carbohydrate phosphorylation. Gene Ontology annotation, cellular component: cytoplasm; cytosol. Gene Ontology annotation, molecular function: ATP binding; galactokinase activity. NCBI's taxonomy places the organism in Eukaryota, Metazoa, Arthropoda, Insecta, Hymenoptera, Athaliidae. The transcript is spliced from 10 exons. The coding region runs from base 327 to 1811 and encodes 494 amino acids. The record is from RefSeq and is a predicted model, not a curated record.
CCCCGCAAAAUGGAACGAGAUAGAAAUAGCGUAGUUUUGUGAGUGAGAAAAAGAAAAAAAGGGGGAGAAGAAUAUCACCGGUUUGUUGUAUACGAAAGUAUCCUUCGGCAUUUCACGCUUCCCUACCGGCUAAUUAAAUUAAUAGAUACGGUCAUGUGCGCGUCUGGUUUCUUCCCUCGGGAAACGUGGAGUAGGAACAUUCGAUCUCUUUGUUGUAUAUUAUACUCCUUCGGUUUCGCUCCUCCGUUUCCAGUUUCAUGUUAUCUGCAACACAAUUAAUUCAGUAAUUAGAAUCCCGACGACACAAAUGAGCUCCUACACUGUACAUGUAUACAAAAAUGUCCAAGGAAUCGAACGGAAGGGGAUGGAAAUUGGAUACGGGGGUUUCGGAUGUCGAAAGAGUCCCGAUCCUAUCCGCAUCGAAAGAUCCGAAACUUGCAGCCAGAUUGAAAACGAUUUCCGAUUACUUCGCUGAAAAAUUUCAUCGGGAGCCCUCGUUUUUCGUCAGAGUGCCCGGAAGGGUGAACCUGAUAGGCGAGCACAUCGACUAUUGCGGUUACGCCGUGUGCCCAAUGGCGAUAAGACAGGAUAUUUUGAUGGCAAUUUCGUCGACGAACGACGAUAAAAUACGUCUGACAAAUAUGGAUCCGAAAUAUCACGAUCACGAGACCGACUUCGAUCGAAUUCGGAGCGGUUCCUUCGACGGGAGUCCAUCGUGGCACAACUACUUUCUGUGCGGUGUAAAGGGAGCACUCGACGAGAUUCCCGAGGGAUCCGAACCUACCGGAAUACUGGCAACCGUUUGGGGAAACGUUCCGGCCAGUUCGGGACUAUCGAGUUCAAGUGCUCUCGUUUCCGCGGCGGUUCUCGCCACCAUGCACCUAUCGGAAUGCGACGAGAGGUCCAAAGAGGAUAUGGGAACCAUCAGCGCCAGGGCGGAAAGGUACAUCGGAACUCAGGGCGGCGGAAUGGAUCAAGCAAUCGCAUUCCUCGGGGAACCAGGUUGCGCGAAACUCAUAGAGUUCGAUCCCCUGCGAGCUUUCAACGUAACUUUACCCAGGAGCGCCGUUUUUGUAAUAGCUCAUUCUCUCGCCCGUCACAACAAGGCGUCGACCUCCGACUACAAUCUGAGGGUUGCCGAGUGCCGGAUGGCCGCCCAGAUAAUAGCGAAACGAUACGGUAUCGCUUGGGAGAAAGUUAGAAAAUUGAUCGACGUACAAGUGGAACUUGACAAAACUCUCGAAGAAAUGACGACCAUUGUCGACAGGGAACUUCUUCAGGAUUCUUACAACAUCGAAGAGAUAUGCAGCAUCCUCGGGGCGAAGCUCGAGCACUUGAGAGAAGUUUCUCUUGCGACUACAUCGUUCAAGGAUUCUCAACCCUUCAAGCUCAGACAACGGGCCAUGCACGUGUUUCAAGAGGCGGCGAGAGUGGUGAAAUUUCGUGAAAUAAACGAAGCCGAUCGUAAAACGGGGUCGGAUGAAAAAAUGGAGGAGGACGAGAGACUCGGUCAACUCGGACGUCUUAUGACAGAGAGUCACGUCAGCUUGGAUCAACUGUACGAGUGCAGUCAUCCGGAAUUAAAUCGUGUCGUUGAAGAUGCGAUGGAUUGCGGAGCUCUCGGUGCCAGACUAACGGGAGCUGGGUGGGGCGGUUGCGCGGUCGCUCUGACUACCGACGAUAAUGUCGACGGAUUUCUGGAGGCUCUCAAAGAAAAAUUCUAUCGACGCAGAAACGUGGAACCCACAGAAGCGAACGGUCUAUUGUUUCCAACGGAGCCUAAUCAAGGCGCGGCUAUCUACCUCCCUUAGGUGAUUCGUUUGGCCAGCUAUGAGAGUUCAACUCGGUCGUCAACGGACUGCGUACCGAGCCGUGAUGACCGUAAUUGCAAUUAAUUACCCGUUAAUUUACUCCGUACUAAAUUCCACUUCACGAGUGAACCGGCGAGGAGCUUCGACUGCGCGGGAGAGACGAAAGAAAAUUCGCUCGCAUUGUCCGCGUAUGGGAUAGAGAAAUUAAAAUAUGGAGAAAGUAUCCGACGGGAUCAAAAGGACUUUCCUUAAGCUCUCCGCUGAGAGAUUGCAUUUUUCAUUCAGACGAAUAAACUAUUGACGGCGAUCGA